AUGUGCGAGGUGACCCCUGAAGCCAGGAGGCUGGAACACGUCAUGUGCUUGGAGUCGGAGGAACGGAGUACACCGGUGACUCAUACCAGGACAGUCAUCAUACACCAAUUCAUUGGCCACCAUGACUGGUUCAGGGAUGGUCCUGUGACUCAACUGCAUGAAGCAGCGGCGCCGCCUUCCUGCUGGAAUCGCCUGGGCUCUCGGCCUCCCCGCAAGCAAGGGGUCCGUCCUCCUUCGUCAGCUCUUCGCUUCUCCCACGGGGCCCUCGGCCACGCGCAGCGGCGUUCCCCGCGGCCACUCCGGUCACCUGCGCCGCCGCCCUGGGCGCUGGGGUCCUCUGCUGCCGCCCCGGAGCGGUCGCCGAGGGCGCAGGGCACGCGCGGGUGGCGGCGGUCUCCUCCCUCCCUCCUCCCCACCCCACGCGCUCCCCCGGCCCCUCCUCCCCACACUCCGCUGCCCUCGGCUCUCCGGAGAGUUGCCCGGCACCUUGGGCGAGAGUUCGUAGCCGCCCCGCCGCAGAGCCCACGGCCCGCCGAGCACGAGCGACGCAGGUGUCCGAGCCCCGGCGCCGCCGCCGCCAUCUCUGCCUUCCGCCUGUGUUGGACCCCGGCACCGAGGUGGGACCCGCUUCUCUCUCCUCCACCCCCUACUGCCACCUUUCCCGCUCUCGGCAGCUGGAGGAGCGGGGCGCUGGGGCGCGUGCGGCCGGCGCGGAGCUCGCGGGCCACGGCGGACUGGGAGUCCGGGGACGACCCGGCGGCGCCACCGGAGGGGCCAGCGCUCGCUCGGGGGUGGCGGGAGGGGCGGCGGGGACUCUCGGUCCCACGGGCCGGGGAUCAGGAGGCUGCCGAGGCGAGGAGGGUAGGGGCGCGCGUCUGAGGGCAGCUGGCCGCACCCGGGCGCGCACCUGCCGGGUGCCACCGACGCGACGUGCUCCCCCCCGCCCCGCCCCCAGCCAACUUCUUUUUCAGGUCUCCUUCCUAUUUUGGAGCUGAAGGGACUGCGACGUAAACCAAUGUGCCAAACUGCAUUCCAAAGCAGCUUUCAUCGCUUUACAUUCCCCCAGCAGUGUGACCCUUAAAUCUACAUUGCCAACAUGCCAAGCUUAAAGAGAUGUGAUUAAUGCCAGUACAUCAUUUUCAAGUAAAUUUUAGUAAGUAUUCAUAAGAAAUAUUAGACACAGCAGUGCUGGAUAUGUAGUGAAAAUUACUGUCAAAUUUAAGUGCCACGUACUUGGGAAUUUAAAAUCUUUUUCAGAAUUGCGAACACUUAAUAUGUUUAAGGGAAACUAUGAGAAACUUUUGUGAUAUUGAUUCUCACUGAAUCAAAGUCAGCAAAUCACGUAUUCUAUAAAAUUAGUAGGGUAGGUUUUUCCCACUUACACAAUUUUAUGGUACCAAAUAAAUUCUCCCCAAAAGUGAAUACACUCCACAUUAAGUUAGUGCGGAGAGUGUGUGCCUGGCCAAUGUAGUCUUUCAGUGAUCUGCUCAGCUGGGCGAGAGCUGUGGCCCUGCCAAGUGCAGCGUGAAGACUUGCUGAGGAGAGCACAGAGCUGUGGGGAGCCACUGCCUGGGGAACAGGUGGCUGAUCUCGAAGAGAGUUGUGUAUUGGAAUCACAUGAGAGUACUGUGAACUAGCAAAAGAAAAUGACCUAACUAGAGACGCUCUUAAGGGGCAUUGUGAUAUUAAUUUUAAAAGUCUUUGCCAAUUAGUGGGAAAAAAAAUCCAGAAACAAUACAGAUGUACAAAUGUGUAUACAUAUGGGUAAAAUAGUGAAUGAGAAAGAGAAAGAGAAGAAGUUGGGGGCAGAGAGAGAGGCUUUACUCCUAGGCCAAUAGUUUCUGUAAGGUUUAUGGGAACAUAUUCAUGUUUUAUCUAUUUGUACCAGAGAAUAGCUAAAGAUCUGAAACAAACAGAUUCUCAGGAGCUUCUAUAAUGGUAUUAUAAUGGGCUUUAAAAGUGUGAACUCAUGUUUAAGAACAGCUGCUACCAAAUAUUUGUUUUGUGAAGGCAUAGGACAACUUAGUUUUUCUGAGAAUCAGAUUUUCUCAUUUUACUUUGUCCAGCAGCUGUUAUUUGGGUGUCUAACCCUAUGAAAACUGAGAAACUGUGAACAUGAGACAGUUGAACAAUUAGAUUUCUGUAUGCAUCAACAAAAUUUAUGAACCAAGCAGGUCAGUGUUUAGGAGCUAAAAGAGAAAAUAAAUUAUAAACAGACAUAGAUAAGCACAUACACUCUAUCAACAGAGAAAACAUACUGACACAUAUGUAAUAAGCACCCAAUAAUUGUAGUUGCUGUCGUGUUAUUAAGAUGUUAUCUCUUAGAAUCAUGACAUACUUAUCAUAUUAGACCUACCCAGGAGGUAGCUGGCUAUUUCUCUAGUGACCUGGGUGCCUUGUGGUAACACUGCUAGUCACAGGUUUGAUUUGAGGGAGAGAAAGUUUUUGCAUAGAACAAACAGGAUGUAAAAAAUGUUCUUUCUAUAAAAAGCAAUCUUCUGGGCAAGUGGUUUCUUGGUCUUUUGAUUCCAAAUUUGCAAGUCAGUUCUCACACAGGAGUUCUUAUUGUCUUUUAUUGAUAUUCUUUGGCCAGUCUUUGUUUUUACUGACUAUAGGUUCUGUGGGAAUCUCUUUUAUAAUACUGAAAAUAUGCUUUCUCUGCCUUCCCAUUCUUCAAGGGGGCAGUUAACUUGUUAUUCUUUUAUGGUAUCUCUUAUGAUUUCCCCAAACUAGACAUAUCUCUCUGAUUUCUCCUAAUUACCCUCUUUCUAGGUAGUUGUAAUUCUUUAAAUCUAGACAUCGUGGAUUUUUAAGAUGUGCUACCAUUUUUAUUCCUCCAAGAAAGAAAAGGCUCUGCCUAUUUAACUGAUGUACAAUGCUUUCUCAUCCUUUAGAAUUUUUUUUUAAAGAUUUUAUUUAUUUAUUUGACAGAGAUAGAGACAGCCAGAGAGAGAGGGAACACAAGCAGAGGGAGUUGGGAGAGGAAGAAGCAGGCUCAUAGCAGAGGAGCCUGAUGUGGGGCUUGAUCCCACAACGCUGGGAUCACACCCUGAGCCGAAGGCAGACGCUUAACCGCUGUGCCACCCAGGCGCCCCCAUCCUUUAGAAUUUUUGUCUUAUAUCUCCUGGAAGAGCUCUUUUAGACUUAAUUAAAUAAAGAUUUUUGUUUAAAUCUUAUUGCUCUCAUAAGGAAAAUAUAAAUCAAAGAAAUUGGUUAAGGAAUUCUUUUCAUAUUCAGAAUCAGUGUUUUUUAAUUGCUUUUCAGCUCAGUGCUGUUGAUGUCAAUAUUUUUCCAAACACUAGCAUGUUCUGGGUUAUCAAGAAUACUUGUGAUACCGCACUCCAUAAAAGAAUGCUUCACUGUUGUUUCUAAGAUUUUCUACCGGUGUGGUACAUUUUGCUGGCACUUUAUAUGAUCUUCCCAUAAGAUGUCAACAUAAGGUUUUCAGACAACACUCAGGGCUCCUUUUCCUUCCUCAAAUGGUCUUUAAAUAGUUUGUCGACCGAAGUAUUGAUGGGUUAAAAUUGUCCAGUCUGUCAUGAGGGAAGCGCCCCAGUUCGUCUGUAUGCAAUCAAUGACAACUCGAUCACAGCUGCUACUAGGCUAUCGGUAAUUGUGAGAUCACAUCGAUUUUAACAAAGAUCUUGAUGUCAGAGGUGUUAAUGUAUUGUGAACCUUAAAAUAGAAGAAAUACAACACUACUCUCGUAUUCCUUAGAGUUCAACUAAAAAUUGACAUCUGGGAACCUUUCCUUGGCCCCUAGGACUUUGUUAGUAGCUAUUUUCUCUGAAAUCUCAUAACCCUCUAUUUAGUUAAAAGGACCCAAUAAUCAUUUUACAUGAAAAUAAUCCACACACAUGGUUAACCUACUGCUAUCAAAAAACUCUUGUUCCCUGCCCCACUACCCUCACCGUGCCAGUGCUGACCUUGGGAACAACUAACUUGAACCAUUUCUGGUUUUGGUUUUUAGACCCGUGGCUUCCCCUGAAAGGCUGGAUAAUAUGCCUAUACUGACUUCUUUUCUUUUCAUUUAUCAGCCAUAAACAGAUACUGUAGUAGAACAGAAUUUAGUUUACUAGUUUUGCUUUCUUUCUUUCUCUGUUCCUGCAUAUAAUUAUAUUAAUUUUCUGAGCUUUUUAAGUGGUUAUGUUUGUAAUUCCCUCCACUAUUUCUGUUCCAUUCACUACAGACGUUCCUCUUGACUUCCUACAUUAUCAGGUUGGGAUAGUUCACUCUUUGCCUUCCCACUAUCUCUCCUUAUGUAAUCAUACCACCCAAGUUUUGAGAACUGUAUAGUGAGAGUAUUAUUAAUAUUUCACAUUCAGUAUUGUAAUUAAUUUAAUCUUUCAUUUUUGUCUAUUGGAUGAACCAAAAAGUUGAAAAACAAUAAAUAGCAUUAAUGUUAUUAUGACUUCCUAAAUAUCAUUCACUGCAGAAUCAAGAAAUGUCCCAGGAUUAUAUUUCAUUUAAUAUGACCCCUUAGCCACCCAAAGGAGAAUAUUCCUAGAAUCAAGGUUUAGGGGAUUCUUCCUUUUUUUAAAUGGAUUCUUUAAUUCCAGCACUUGGUCAGAAUUAUGGCAUAUAUGGAACACCUGGCUGGCUCAGUCCAUAGAGCAUGUGACCUUUGAUCUUGGAGUCGUGACUUCAAGCCCACGUUAGGUAUAGAGAUUACUUAAAAAAAGAAUGUGCCGUGUUUUAUUUUGGUCCAUAUUUAGAUCAGGACUUUCUGUAAAGGGUUUUCUAAUUAACUUUGUUUUUUCUUGUUGGGAGAAGGUAGGUGGGCCUUCUUAGUUACAUCUUUAAUGUUUUAGGAUUUUAUUCAUUCUCUUUAUUUUUUUGGAAUCCACUUCAUUCUUCUUUUUGACGACCAUGAACUCAUAUUCUUAUUUGGGCUAGCGGCCUCAAUUUUGAAAUAUGACUUCCUUUUUUCCCUUGUGCUAUUCUGUGGGUUCUGUUUUUGUUCUUUGUUUUUGUCAAAUUUUUGCAGCUUCAGAAUCAUAUUACACAUAUUACACAUUGAGUUCCUGCCUUCCUACUGGCCAUUUCCUUUCAGGGGUCGUCUGCUAUCUGGACUGGUCAUUCUCCUCAAGUCUGUGGAGCCAUCAACUGGGUUGUAUUCAUGCUCUCCUGAUCCUGAAUCCCGGAAUCCCUUGUUCUUGGUUUACUCCUCAUUUUGCUGAAAUACCUUGUAAAAUUCCUUCUGAGAAAGAUAUUCAUAGGAUAUAAAUUUUCUAAGUCAUUGUGCUAUUGAAAAUAUAUUUGCUUUGCUCUGAUACUUGCUUGACUGGCUAAUAGAAUUUUCUACUGUAGAUAAUUUUCCAUCAGGCAUCACUAGAUUUUCUUCUAGUUUUUUUGGUAUAAAACAUUUGUUUUACAGUAUUCAUUGUUUCAUUG
Ailuropoda melanoleuca (giant panda) is the source of this 5394-nucleotide messenger RNA. Its product is annotated as atherin-like. NCBI's taxonomy places the organism in Eukaryota, Metazoa, Chordata, Mammalia, Carnivora, Ursidae. The record is from RefSeq and is a predicted model, not a curated record. Bases 1 to 879 code for a protein of 292 amino acids. The transcript is spliced from 4 exons.